CUGGGCUGGAGCGCAACCCCGUCGUCCCAGCCCCUUGAACUGAGGCCCCGCCUUACUGCCAGCCGAUUGGCCUAACCAGCACCACCUUGAGUCACUAGCCUCCAGGAGCAGCCUGGCCACGCCCACCUGUUGUGUCGCCCCCCCACACUUUAAUCUCAGGAUUGUUGCGUCUGUUCACUUAGCUCAAAAGCUGCUCUCUGGCGGCCUGGCGCUCAGUUUUCCCUUCAUUCUGGUAACAUGCGGGCGGCGCCUUUCGCGCCGGACGCAAAGCCUCCCCGCCGCAGGAGGAAGACCUAUGCUUUCUGGUGGUGGUUCCUGGGCAUCUGCGCAGAGGCCCUGCUGUUCCUGCUGUCUACUUUAUCAGAUGCCUGUGAACUACCACCACCAUUUGAAGCUAUGGAACUCAAGGGUGUACCUAAACCCUAUUAUGAGGUUGGAGAGACAAUACAAUAUCAAUGUAAAAAAGGAUACCUAUAUAUGCUUCCAUUCUCCAUGUUUGCUACCUGUGAACCAAAUCAUACAUGGGUCCCUAUUUCAGAUGAUGGUUGUGUUAAAAUAGAAUGUACUAAAUUACAGAGCCCUUCAUCUGGCAAUGUACACUACAUUGAUGGCAGAGUUUCAUGGGGUAGUCGAGCUCAAUUUUCUUGUGUGGAGGGUUAUUACUUAGUUGGUAUGUCACUUCUACACUGUGUGCUUAAAGAUGAUGAUGCAUACUGGAAUGGUCCUGCCCCACACUGUGAAAAGAUCUCUUGCUUACCACCUCCAAAAAUAAAAAAUGGAACACACACCUUUAGUGAUAUAGAUGUAUUCAAAUACCGUGAAGCAGUAAUUUACAGUUGUGAUCCUACCUCAGGACCAGACAAGUUUUCCCUUAUUGGAAUAAGUGUGCUGUUCUGUUCUGGCCACAACACCUGGAGUAGCAAGCCUCCGGAGUGUAGAGUGGUAAAAUGUCCAUUUCCAUUACUACAAAAUGGAAGACAGAUAGCAGGAUUUGAAAAAAGAUUUUCCUAUCAAGCAACAGUGACGUUUGAGUGUGAUGAGGAUUUUUACAUGAAGGGCAGUGAUACAGUGGUCUGCAGUGCCAGUAGCACUUGGGAGCCUCCAAUCCCAAUAUGUCUCAAAGGUCCUAGGCCUACUCAUCCCACCAAGCCUCCAGUUUACAAUUACCCAGGAUAUCCUAAUUCCCGUGAAGGAAUAUUUGGCCAAGAAUUAGACGCAUGGAUUAUUGCUCUGAUUGUUAUUACUUCAAUUGUUGGAGUUGUUGUAAUUAUUCUCAUCAUACUCAGAUAUCUUGAGUACAAGACGAAAGGGAAAAAAGUGGUUAAAUCUCAGAGUACCACUUCCCGCAAAAAGUCAGUCUCAAAUGCCACACUAACAGGAAAAACUGUAUCAUUGCCACGCACCCCAAGAAGCAAUUUAUCUUCUGUCUCUAAUUUAACUGUAACGAAAGCAAAAUGAGAAGUCCCAUGUGCGGAAGUCAUCACUGUUCCAUUUUUGAAAUCCGGCUCUUCAAGUCUGGCGAAAGUAAAAUCAUAUAUUUGCAGGAGCUUCAUUUAUGGUAAUGUGUGUGUGUGUGUGUGUUUCUAGUGUAAAUCAAAUCUGUUUCCAACUGCAAUCUCUUAACCUCUCAACCGUCUCCUACCAUCCCAACCCCUCCAGCUUACCAAGGGUUUCAACAUAGCCCGGAGUGCCUGUGUCCUGAACAAAAUGUUCAGUGGCAUGUCACCUGCAGGAAGAAGGCCGUCUUUCAAGCAUGAUACCAGACCUUCUACAAUUCCAACUCUUCCUAUACUUCACACUUUCAUCGCACGUAAUGGCUGUGCAUUAAGCUCAUGUCUGUGUCUCCCACACUCUUACCCUAGUGUUACCCAAAAUGCUCAAUUCUCUCCAGAUCCAUUUAUCUUCAAGGCCAAUGUGUGUCCUACCUAUCCUGUGAAGCUCUGACUCCUCGGGCUCUUAAUCCUUUAUUACCUAGCCUUAAGUUAGCUACACAUAAGAGUCUAUAUAUUCGUGUCUAAUAGGAGAUGUAACUUUCAUAUCACUUUAAUGCAUUCAGAGGACUCAAAAUACAAAGUCUAGCAAUUAAAGUAAAAACUUGACCUGUGUAACUAAUAGGAUUUGGUUUUCUUUAUGCAAACAUAGUUCUUGCUGCCUUUGCAGACAUGAAGUAAGCCAGACUAAGUAAAACCAGGCCAGUGUUUCUCACCUGAGACUGUCCAGUAGCCUCUCCCAGGAAGCUUUAUUGAUGCUUGAGUUACUACCCCAGUGGGCUCUCAUAUUAUUGAGAUGUGGCCUGAACAUAGGAGGUUUUAAUUUCUCUGGUGAUUUUAAUUUUCCAGCUGAGGCUGAGAACCUGCAUUAGUGACCUUCAGGCCUGACAGUCACCACCUCUCCAUAUAAACUUAUAAAGACAGUAAAACCUUAAAUAUCACAGUUUAAUUUUGCCUAUUAAAAUUUUUCAGACUUUAA
Mesocricetus auratus (golden hamster) is the source of this 2469-nucleotide messenger RNA. RefSeq names its product CD46 molecule (gene Cd46). The coding region runs from base 238 to 1458 and encodes 406 amino acids. Gene Ontology annotation, biological process: negative regulation of complement activation, classical pathway. Lineage: Eukaryota; Metazoa; Chordata; Mammalia; Rodentia; Cricetidae. Gene Ontology annotation, cellular component: cell surface. The record is from RefSeq and is a predicted model, not a curated record. The transcript has 12 exons.